AUGAGUAGUCCUACAGAUGAGACCAUACAACUAACUAAUGACGACGCUACAUCCAGUAAAGCUUGUGCCGUUUCUCGGGGAUACUGGAAAGACAAGUAUAUCAAGUAUUUCUGUUCUUCUCCGUCACACAAAACUCCGGAGAUUAAUCGUGGCUAUUUCAUAAGAACAACUGCAUUCAGAGCGAUUGCCAUAUCAUUUAUCAAGUCCACAGGUGGAGCUUGUCAAAUUGUGAACCUUGGUGCAGGCUCAGAUACACUAUACUUCGCUCUAAAAGAUGCUCAGGAAACCCCAGAACUAUACGUCGAAUUAGACUUGCCAUCUAACAUUCAGCAAAAAGCUAUGACAAUACAACGGAGAAAACUGCUUGAAUCAACGGAUGCUUUACCACCUAAAGACGACAAUUUAAACCCUAUAAUAAAUCAAAAGACCUCUGUUGUCAACACACUACAUGAUAAUUUGCACUACGUUUUCGAAAUGGGACGGUUUCACUUACUGAGUUUCGAUUUACGAAGACCUGUUCAAGAUCUUCUAGAUGUUUUAUGUUCAACAGUUAACGGAGCUGGUUGUUCCAAAGUUUACCCAACUCUCUUCCUUGCUGAAUGUGUACUUGUUUAUAUGUCUCCACAGGCAAGCUGUCAGUUAAUAGAGGGUCUCUCGGCAAACUUUCCACGUGCUUCAUUCCUACAUUAUGAACAGGUUAAUAUGAGCGAUUCAUUUGGUUCUAUUAUGGUCAAACAUUUUCGUGCUCGUUCCUGUGAGCUUCCUGGUCUCGAUGCAUGUCAUUCACUUGCUACUCAAGAAGAACGGUUUUUUAAGGCUGGUUGGAAAAAAGCCAAAGGAUGGACUAUAAAUCAAGUAUAUAAGAUGUUACCUAUCAAUACUCGAUACAGAGUAGAACAUUUGGAACUAUUGGAUGACCUUGAAGUGACAAUGCAGUUGUUUGAUCAUUAUUGUAUUCUCCUGGCAACUAAUGAUGAAACACUCUGCCCCGAUAAACAGUUGAAAGAAUCGUUAUCCACUACCGAAUAG
Molecule: messenger RNA, 1029 nt
Organism: Schistosoma rodhaini
Lineage: Eukaryota; Metazoa; Platyhelminthes; Trematoda; Strigeidida; Schistosomatidae
Source: the annotation of a GenBank genome assembly